Trichophyton benhamiae CBS 112371 is the source of this 1383-nucleotide messenger RNA. RefSeq lists its product as uncharacterized. Gene Ontology annotation, molecular function: protein binding. NCBI's taxonomy places the organism in Eukaryota, Fungi, Ascomycota, Eurotiomycetes, Onygenales, Arthrodermataceae. Bases 1 to 1383 code for a protein of 460 amino acids. The record is from RefSeq and is a predicted model, not a curated record. The transcript is spliced from 4 exons.
AUGAGUCCGCAGUCUUCAAGGGUGAUGAGCCCGGAUGCAGCUGGUCCAUCAUCCUCUCCUCCCGUUCUUCCUGAAGGAUGGCUUGCUCAGUGGGACGGCCGCCAGCAACGAUGGUACUAUGUCCAGCCAGUAACCAGGAAAUCACAGUGGGAGAUACCCACUGAACCGUUCAUUGCGUCGACCUCCUCGACUCCUCACUCCGCCGCCAGUCCCGGCCCUUACCCCUCCCCUCUCACUAUGAGUGCCACCUCGCCCGAGUCCGAAGCCACAAGAGAAUUGAUGGAAGUAAGGAAUGCCAAGUGGAAUGGAAAUGGUAACUUUGCAGCUACACAGCAGCUAUCACCUCAGAGCACCUCUCCAAGAUCACAAAGAACUCCGGUUGCUGGCGAUGCAGUCCCACACCCCCGUUCUUCGGCUCAAACCACCCCAGUGCAUGCCAUCGCCGAUAUAUCUGCCCUGGCCAGCCAAGACGAGAUGAUGGUCCAGCAUAAUAGUCCAAAUCACUCCCGGGUUGGGAGCAAUACGCCACAGCAGCCGAUGUCUCUGCCCGGCCAAGUACAAGGCUUCCAUACUACCUCAGGCUCGCCAGCUAACCAACACCAAGCACAACAUUUCCCUCCCCAUCCCCAAUCUUACAAUGAUAGCCACAUGCAGAACUCUGGCCUUCCCUUGGGCCAACCACCCCACGUCAACAGUAUACCUAUGAACCCAAGCCCGCAGGGUCAGUUAUAUGGCGGCCAGAUGCAUGAUUCCAACGCUCGCCCUUUCUGCGGCCCCCAACAGCCUACCGAUCCUCGGUAUACAAACCAGGCAAUUCCAGUAACACCUGGAAAGUUCCCUCCUCGCGUGUCCCCAGUUCAAAGUCAGCGACAUCAAGAACAUGGAAUCACGCUCCUCAAUCAAGACCCUAAUGCACCUCCCGUAUUUCCCUUGUCUCAUCGUGAAGCACAGAGGAAAAGACAGUCAGAACGACAGGAAUCAUUUGCAAAAUACCAAGCUGGACCAGCGGGCCAGCCAUAUCCCCCUCGAGGACCCCCACCGGGAAACUAUGACCACAGGUACAGGGAACCAGAAAGCCUACCGAGAAACAUACCCCCACCACCACCAGGUUUUGGCUCAAAUCCAAUAUACGAUCCUCUCAUCGACCAAAGCAGGCCCGUAUAUCAUGAAUCAAUCCAAGGCCCUCCCGGUGGCCCGUAUGGAACUUCAAGACAGCUUGGCAGUCCUGGGAAUGGGCCGUCAUGGCAGCAACAACCGCCACCGCCUCCACCACAGCAGUAUGGAGGAUAUCAGUCUGGCAUGCCGCCUCGCGCGGACUACGUACCACCACCACAGCAGCAUUACGGAGAUGUUGGCGGAUAUCCUGGCAAUUGGGGGAGGUAA